Molecule: messenger RNA, 2904 nt
Organism: Acanthoscelides obtectus
Lineage: Eukaryota; Metazoa; Arthropoda; Insecta; Coleoptera; Chrysomelidae
Source: the annotation of a GenBank genome assembly
UUACGACACACCUGUAGAGAUAACUUAUCAGCACAGUCAUUUUUUAUCGCUCCGUUCAGUCUCACUGUGCAUAAUUUCGCGUUCGCUGUGAUGCAGAGUAAGCUUAGAGAAACAUAAACAUGACAGAAUCAAUUCCUCUACGUGAUUUGAGUGAAAGAAAAGAGAUUUAUAGGCAAAUAUUUGACCAGACUCGUGCAGCUAACGUUUACAAUGACGACGGUCAUGAUGGUCGUAUUUCUUUGAGAGAACUAAAGAUCUUUGUACAAGGCAAUGGCUACAAUUUACCAAACGAAGUUGUGGAAAAAGUAUAUAGAAUAAGUGAUAAUGAAGAGAACAUAAGUUUGGACUACGAUGGACUUGUAGAAUUUUUUGAACGAAAGGGCUUAGCAAAAACCUUGAAUAAGUAUAUUAACAGCUAUGUACAUUUUCUAAUACCACAUCCAAAAAAGCAAUUUCAAGAAAGGAGAGAGGUUAUAAUACGUGCAAGGAGAUCAAUUACACAAAGACCAUCAGAAGUGAGUGUGACAGACAGCGUUAUACGCCUUGGUCGUUCAGCACGUAUUCCAAAAGAGGUGGAAUACUCAUGUUUCCCACCGCCCUUAUUUCUAGUGGUAAUAUCAAUAGUAGAAAUCAUCUGCUUCGCUAUUGAUGAAAGAACCAAAAACAAAAGCAGUCUUGGGUUAACCGCCACAGUCUUUAUAUAUGAUCCUUGGAAAAGACAAGAGGUUUGGAGAUUCUUGACUUACAUGUUGGUACACAUAGGGUAUGAACAUAUCUUCACGAAUCUGAUAGUUCAACUUGUCCUGGGUUUACCAUUGGAGAUGGUCCACAGAUGGAAUCGAGUAUCUGUCAUCUACCUUGCUGGAGUACUAGCUGGUUCCCUGGCACAUUCUGUAACUGACCCAAAUGUUAUGCUGGGUGGGGCCAGUGGCGGUGUUUACUCGAUUAUGACAGCCCACAUUGCUGACGUAAUAAUGAACUGGUCCGUAACGCCAUAUGCUCCGAUCCAGCUCGUCGCCUUCCUGAUCAUUAUAUGCGCUGAUUUGGGUGUAACCGUAUACGAAAGAUAUUUUCAACACAUCAUGAGCAACGUGGGUGUGGCCGCGCAUGCAGGCGGUGCCGCGGCAGGUCUCCUAGUUGGAAUCAACGUGCUGAGGAAUUUCAGAGUAACGACGGUGGAGCGGUACUUACUCUGGCAUACGGGUCGUGGAUAUGCAAGGACAGACAUACACCGUUGUUUCCGUAGAACUCAUCGCCAAAGUAGUCGGACCCUAGAGGAGUGAUCGGCGCAAAAGCCACCAAAGUGGCUAAGCACCACAGCAGAAGAAGUGUAGCUGCAGCAGCUUUAGGAGAAGGUUGUUUUCUUGCUAGCGGUUGAGUUACGGACACGAAUCUGUCCCAGGUGACCAGGGACAGGAUUAGUACCGAUGAUUCGCAAGAUAAGAUAUAGAUAGAAUGCGACCACACCUUGUGAAAUCAGGCAAUUAACGUUGUUUUCCUCAGGUUUGAAGCCUAACCUUCGUAGCUAAAGUACGCUGACAUUCCACUUACUACUAAGUUAUCCCUUUGACUCGAAAUACGUUUAAACUGUGGAGGAAAGGUUUGCGAUUUUUAGUUAAUAGGUUAUAAGAAUCAAUAUUUCACUGAAAUGAAAAUUGUGUAGUAUGCCUCAUUGUUCUCAGAUGUAGAAUGAUUACGUGACAUAAUAACAUAACAGACGUUAUUAAGUCGAACAGUAAAUGCUUAUACUGUGAAACUAUAUUGCAUUUUAGUACUUUAAUCUACUUUCUUUAACUGCAUAGUCAUGGGGCUUCAUUCUACAUACUUGAUUCGCUUUAAUAAUUUUGACACUGCCAUGAUAAUUUUAAUAUAGAAGAUCAAUAUAAUCAGAUGUCCAAAUUAUCAUAGCGAUUCAAGUAUAUCGUCACAAGACGCCAUCGAAAUCAAUUUCAACGGUCUAAGCUCAUUUAGAUUCAGCCCCUGGUGAAUUAAAUUUUAGUCUGCUCUGAGACGUAGCAAAAUACUGCGUUAUGGAGAAUAAAGGUCAAAGCGGCAUAGCGCCUAAGGAAACACGAUGGAAUUUCAAUCAAAUUCAUACCGAUUAUCGAUUAGACUUCAAAUAAUAAUCCAUGUAAUAACUCGGACAAUGCCUAAAAGCAACAAGAAGAAUAUUUGGUAUCGAAAGGAUUCUUAGAAUAUCUUGCAGGAUAAGGAAUUUAGUGUUCCAGCAGCAUCUCGUAUUAUACGGCAGGUUUCCAAACCAUAGGACAAAAGUUUAGGUGAUUUUUAGGCUAAGAUUGUUUUGUUCUCCGGCGAUUUUUUAAACACGUUUUGUUUUGAAAAUACAGAUCGAAACAUUCUACGAAGCUAACAUUUUCGAUCAGCGAAUCACACAUGAAGCUUUUUGAUAAGCAACUACCGUCAGGCAGAGUAUAAUGCUUAAUCUUUCCCAUGAGGUCUUGCAUCCAGUAGCAUUUCUUAUUGAUUUGACCUAGGUGGUUUGAAACCGUAGACUAUAGGUCAGGUCAUUUUCGAUCUUUAAAUCAUUCUAACUAUCUCAACUGGCCUAUACGACCGGUCCUUUGUCCCGAGGAUGUCGAGAUUGUGGAACAGUCUACAGUAGGAAGCUUUUUCCAGUUCUAUUAACCUUAGGCAGUUUAACAAUCGGAUUAACAAAAUUUCUUUGGAAUCAUCAUAGCAGCCGCGGUGUCCCGGCAUUUAGGCUUCUGGAACAUAGUCUAUAAAAUAAAAAUAUAUGGACGGAUUUUAGGACAGAUUUAUACCCUUAAAGGUAAAUGAAAAUUUCAGGUAUUCAAUAAGUUGCUAUCAAUACUAAAAGAUAUUAGAUGCUCAAAUAGGUUCAAGAAAGAGCUGAGGAAUCUGUUAAUAUAAAGAUGCUACUAC